UGAUCAACCAACGAAAAGUGGGAUUGGACCGCGCCGGGCAAAUCAGACACACAGGCAAGAUGCAAUCAUGAGCAGGCGGCCAGAUGAGCUGGCUAGCUGUGGGCCGAGUGGCUCCAGCUUUCUGAGCGAUAUCAACGAGCGCCCACCACGAAAAGACCUAGCGCCUGAGGAUGCGUCCGCGAAGGCUGGCUGGAUGAACAUGCAUGUUGUGACUGGUUUCUCUCCCCCGGCGUGCUACGUGGCUCGCCUCUUGAUGCCCCGCGGUCGUUCUCAUGCAGCUCGACCCCGGAAUCUAUCGGCUGAGCAAUUGCGGCAAUUACCUGAGGACGGUUCCUUGCUGGAUCAAAUCUCUUCAUCUCCUAUGGCGAGCAUAGUAGAUGACUUGCUUGGGGACAUGGCAUGACUUGCAGAAGGGGUCCCUUAUUCUCUCGACGCAUAUAGGGGGAAAAUAAAAUCGCACCACAAACUAACCGUUAAGCCACCUCGAGCUACUCGUAUGGCUGCCACUCUCGGAGAGGCUGGUUCUUUUUUGGCUAACCAGUGCUACGGCGAUGGAGCCACAGCCGACACUUGACAGGGAUUGUUCCGCGGGAGAAAUUCUCAAGGAAAAUAUGGCGGCUGGGGAUCUUGUCGACGGUGCUGCUCAAAAAUACCUAUCAGCCGACAGUUAUUACAAGCACACGGCGUGGGGAUCAAAAACCAUCCAUCGCAAUUAUUGCCACCGACCUCACCAGGAAAGCAGACUGUUGCUUCCACCUGGCCUUUGCCUCUUUCCUCUUUGUUUCCUUACCUUGUCGAAUCUGUUUCAACCAGAACUGCGCUAUCAUGCAAGGCGUGCCAAUAACGGGAAAUGCGAGCAAGAUUAGUGGUGUCUAGUAGUUGGCGGUGUGCGGUGGCUGGACGGGAGAGAAGAGAGAAAAGAGUGGGGGUUAGCUGUAGCGCCAAUCCUCGAUGUAGUUUUGGGAACCACACGUGAGAUGCUUCACCGCGUAGAUUUCUGGCGGGGUUUCCUUUCUGUGGUCGUCUGCGGCUUGCUGUUGUUUUUGUUGUUGUCCUUGAUUUCUUCACUCUUGGCGCUGCAGUGACAUAAUGGUGGAUCCUGGCCGUGAUGAGGAGAAAAUACCUAGGCAGCUCUAUUUUGUCGGUGAUGGCGAGCGAGCUAUGGUACGGCAUCGAAGCACUAACAGCUUCAAGUCCGCCAGAGACACCAAUAUGCUGCUUACUCGUACAGCUAGCCAUGCAUCAGAUAUCCGGUUUGCUCACCUGUACGCCGCCAGCGUCUGAUUCACAACUGCAGAGUAGCAUCUCCUCCGACCACUGACUUAAUUGCGUGCAUAAUGUCCAGCCCUCUUGUAAGCCCAAGCCCCUCACAUCCUACAGAGUCCAGCGCCCAUGGUGGUACCAUCAGCCAACCCCUCCCAACACUCUUCACGUGUAUCUACGCUCUGAAUCUUCUCAUUCGCGUGCGAGUAAGUUCUGUACAUGCAGACAUACAUCCGGUAUGCAUGCAUCUAUAUUAGCACUGCAUAUUGUGAGCCACCCCGGAGAAGAAUGGUCGAAAAAAAAAGAGGUGGUCGGCCAGGCUAAAGAAGCACUCUCCAACCACCAGAUAUCUUCCGAUUACGGGUGUCUCCAACCUCCUCCGUUGUAGUGUUAGCCUGACAUGGGGGGGUUUAAGAAAAAAAAAAAAAGGCCGCAGAAAGCGCUGCGGCAAACGAAAUUCUUUGUG
Molecule: messenger RNA, 1729 nt
Organism: Trichoderma atroviride IMI 206040
Lineage: Eukaryota; Fungi; Ascomycota; Sordariomycetes; Hypocreales; Hypocreaceae
Source: RefSeq, a predicted model, not a curated record